CAAAACACUUUGUACUUGUAUACACUUAUCGCUAUCAAUUACUUUAUCUGAAUGACAAGCAAAAAAUUACGAAAUAUACGCACACGCACAUUUACAUAAAGUAUAUAAUUCUGUGCCAACAGAUAUUACGACAGUAUAUUUAGGCAUAGAGGUGAAUAUUACACGAGUUGAAAAUGAGUUUCGUUAACAAAGUGGUGAUUGUGACCGGGUCCAGCUCCGGUAUCGGGGCCGCGGCGGCACUCGCGUUUGCUAAAGAGGGCGCUAAUGUCGUAAUAGUGGGACGCAAUGAAGAGAAAAUGAAAAAUGUAAGCGAUAAAUGUGAAAGUUUUGGGAAGAAACCACUGGUUGUUAAAGCAGACGUAUCAAAAGACGAUGAAGCUAAGAAUAUAAUAGAUGCAACGAUAAAUAGAUUUGGGAAACUGGAUGUGUUAGUUAACAAUGCCGGUAUGUUUGUACCCAACGAUAUUACAAGUGACAAUUUCAUGGAUGGAUACGAUCGCGUUAUGAACAUAAACUUACGAGCUCCAGUUUACUUAACACAUUUGGCGAUACCACAUCUUAUUACAACUAAAGGGAAUAUUGUCAACAUAUCAAGCAUAGCUGCAACUUCCACAUCUCUUGCUUCAACUAUUUUAUCAUAUUAUAUAUCUAAGGCUGGACUGAAUCAUUUUUCUCGUGGCGUCGCACUAAAACUUGCCGAGAACGGCGUCCGUGUUAACAUCGUCAGCCCGGGGCCGGUGCGCACUGAUAUUUUGGACAAUUCAUCAGGGUCUAUAAAUUGGGAUAGCUUUGCAGAAUCUACUCCUUUAAAACGUGUCGGUGAACCUCAAGAGAUCGCUGAUCUGAUCCUAUUCUUAGCUAGCGAUAAAGCAAAAGGUAUCACGGGAUCCGAAUUCGUAUCAGAUAACGGUUCUUUACUUGUACAAUAAAGUAAGUCAAAUAAAUGUGAUUAUUGUUCGUAUACUUUUAAUUCAUUGAACGCGUUUGCAAGAUUAUAAUAAAAAAUUUAAAUGAACUCGCGCUGUUUUAAUGAACACAUUAUAUGUUCUAAAAUAAAUUAUCAGAGUCGAUUGGCGAUUAUUUACGCUGUUUCAAGGACAUCAAGAAGUCUAUAAAUAGAUACUAACUAAACCGGAGAAUAUUUUUUUAACAUGUAAGCGUCGUGAAGCGUUACGUUAUUGUCGCGAUUGUCGCAUAUAUGUUGUGAUUGAGGUUAGGUUAAACUAUUAAGUAUUUCGCCACUUUAGAAUAAGUUGGUUGCUUUUGUCCGUUUAUAUUAUUGUCUCUUUCUUAAGAGACACUACUUCUUGAUUUUGUAAUAGAGUUUUGUUAGAGAAUGUCCAAGUAAUUCUAUAAUUUAUUCUGUCGACCAUUUUUGAUUGCUAUUGCAUUUACGGCAGGCGCUUUGAUUGCUAAAUAUAAAAACAAAAUUUCUACUUAAUUGUAAUUUAUAUCUGUUGAGUUUCAUAUUUAUUCAUUUUUGUUAUUAAUAUAACAUUGUAUCAGAUGACGUUAGUUUGAAAAAAACGUUGAAUAAUAAAAGCAAUAUACAGUA
Molecule: messenger RNA, 1555 nt
Organism: Papilio xuthus (Asian swallowtail)
Lineage: Eukaryota; Metazoa; Arthropoda; Insecta; Lepidoptera; Papilionidae
Exons: 1
Coding region: 174-929 (251 amino acids)
Source: RefSeq, a predicted model, not a curated record